CUGCAACAUGUAAUAUUUUGGGACAGAGGGAGGCAAAUUUGUAGACAGCUAAAGGAAAAGAAAAGGUCCUUGAAGUUGUGCGUUGCCACAGAAACACUUAAGCUUGGUUCCCGCGCCGUCGCGUGCUGCAGGUGGAAAAGUGAAGCCGGACUGGAGGACGUCCCCCGCUUCGGGUACCCGAGAUUUGAUUCGCCAACAAGGUGAUUGCAUUAUUGUGAAAUUAUAAAUGUACCAUGGAGAUUUAAAAAAACUAAAGAAGAAUGGAAGAAGGCCAACUGGAAGCCUCAAAUCUUCCUCCAAAAGUUUGGCAAUCUGAGGUGACAUUGUCAGUAACAGGUGAACCGCCUACUGCUAUAGAAGAACAUGAAGAGACAGCCAGAGAAACAGACAUAGAAAUCAUCCCAGAAAUCACAAAGCCACUCUCCAUCCUAGAUGUGCUAAGGAUCUCUUCAGUUCUGGAGGACACCAUAGAUCAGCUCUCUAUUCUAAACUAUAUCAUUACAGUUCAGUAUGAAAAGAGACAAAGCAUCAACAUGAAGAAUAACAAAGAAAUGCAUUUAGAAGUAAAAAACUUAGAAAAACUUCCAGUUGUCUCAAAAACCUCAAAAGCACCCAAUCCAUUCUUACAUAAAGAAGAACUCAAGUUGCCAGAAAUCAGACAAGGAGGCCAAUUUAACAAAGUGCAAGAUCUUAUCUUCAGAAGACCUACAAGGCAGACCAUAAUGAGUACAGAGACACUCAAGAAAAUUCAAAUUGAUAGGCAAUUUUUCAGUGAUGUAAUCACUGAGACCAUGCAGGAGUUGCAAAAUUCAGGCACUUUCAUCAAUCUUCUGAAAGCUUUGGGCAAAGAGAGGGAAAACAAAAUGCAUUUCUAUGAUAUCACUGCCAGGGAGGAAAGUGGAAGGAAAAAGAUAAAAGCUCUUCAAAAACAGCUACUUAAUGUCAAAAAAGAACAGCAAGUUGAAGUACAGAGCCGGAAUGAAUAUAUUGCUCACCUCAAGGACCAGUUGCGAGAGAUGAAGGCAAAAACCAACAUGGAGAAUCGCUAUAUGAAGAGAAAUACUGAACUGCAGAUUUCCCAGACCCAGAAAAAAUGUAGCAAAACCGAGGAGCACUUGCUGGAAGAGAUUGAGAAACUGAGGUCGAAAACCGAAGAAGAGAACCGGAUUCAUGUGGAGAUCGAAAUGUUCCUUAGAAAGGAGCAGCAGAAACUGGAGGAGAAGCUAGAGUUCUGGAUGGAGAAAUUUGAUAAGGACACAGAGAUGAAACAGAAUGAACUAAAUGCUCUCAAAGCUGCUAAGGCCAGUGACUUAGCUCACCUUCAAGAACUUGCAAAGACGCUAAGGGAAUAUGAACAGGUCAUCAUUGAAGAUCGUAUAGAAAAGGAGAACACCAGGAAGCAGAUACAACAGGAUGACUUGGAAUUAAAGAGCGCCAUAAAGCUCCAGGCCUGGUGGCGAGGCACUGUGGUGCGGAGAGAAAUCGGUAGUUUCAGAAUGCCCAAGAAGGACAAAGAUGACAGCAAAGAGUCAAAAGGUAAAGGUAAAGGCAAAGACAAGGACAAGAGGAGACGCAAGAAGUGACCAAGUUAUCUUCUGUCUUUUCUGCUGGUGUUCUGGAGACUCAGGAGGACCUGAAAGGAGUAAGAAAUAUCUUUUACCAUCACAGAUAACUCAUCUACAGGUUGUUUCUUAUUUGGACAUUCCCAGGUGAGGCCUGGUUAUUUCACUUUGCCUGUUAUAUUAGAUUCAAACCCCAAAUUAGUAUUAUACCAUGGAUUCAGGGCUUCUUCAUAAUUUGGAAAAGUUUUGCUGAGUAGUAUUUCUAGGAGCCUUGUGAAUAUUCUUCUUGCUCUUUCUCACCAGAAAAACAGUACAUGGUCUUAGUUAUAGUGAUGUAUUAAACUUCAGUAAAUUCCUGUAAUGUCUGAUUUUAUUCAGCUUGCCUAUAGUGAAAACUGACACUUAGGAGCAAAGGGUGUCAUAAGUGACAUUCUUAUCAGCAGAAAUGUAGAGUUCAGUAGGAACUACAAGAUGACAUUUAUUAAAUGUCCAGUAUAAUACAUACACAGUAAAGUUUUAAU
Vicugna pacos (alpaca) is the source of this 2083-nucleotide messenger RNA. The record is from RefSeq and is a predicted model, not a curated record. NCBI's taxonomy places the organism in Eukaryota, Metazoa, Chordata, Mammalia, Artiodactyla, Camelidae.